AUGGCGGAGCAAGAAGAAACACCGACGACCACCUACAAGAUUUUCAACAGCGGUGAUGGUGAUGGGGCGGAGGCAGCGGUUUUAAAGAAAGGGAAGUGGACAGAGGACGAGGACGAGAAAUUGAGAAGAGCUGUGGUGGAAUAUGGGGUCGAGAACUGGGUAGCCAUAGAGAAAUAUUCGGGUUUGGCAAGGCAGUCGAAGAGUUGCAGGCUCCGAUGGAUCAACCAUUUAAGGCCUAAUCUCAAGAAAGGUCCUUUCACAGAAGAGGAAGAAAGAAUUAUCAUCAAAUUGCACUUUAAAUAUGGCAACAAAUGGUCUCGCAUUGCCUCCAAGAUACCUGGGAGGACAGACAAUGAAAUAAAGAAUUUCUGGCACAAGAGAGUGAAGAAAUGUAGAAAACAUCAUCGUCUUAUUUACCCAGUAUGCAUAGAAGAUGAUGAUGAAAUCCCUGCAAAUAUAGACAACACCAACAAUGAGAAACAUUACGCUGCUGACGAAAUAAAUGUCGAUGAUGAAUGCUGGCUAGAUGGCAAUUGUACCCCCACCAAUUAUCCCGACAAUACGAUCCAUUCACAUUCACAUUCCAUUCACUUACUUGAUCGAUCUCAAUAUUCCUCGCAUAAUCUACCAAAUACUACACAUUUUCAAACUCAACAGGCGUCAAUCUCGCCUCGACCAUUGAUCACUUCACCACAAGAUGAACAACAUUACCAUAACUCGACUCAGAGACAUUUCCGACCCAAUGCUCAACUGCAAUCCCUCGUAGAAACAUCAUCUCCGAUUCAAGGUUCUCCAUUAAUGCAGCAAGGUGUUGCUAAUGCUCUCAUCAAACCUUUCAGGAAUACUCAAAUUCUUUCCUCUCCAAAAGGGAAAUUCAGGAGGUUUCAUAGAGCCACCAGUCUACUGUCUCCACGGGGUCACUCUGUCUCACCGUCGACAUCUUCAAUGUUGGAUUCAUCAACCAUGGAGUCACCGAGAUCCUCAUUUAAACCCAAAUUACUGACCCAUGUAUCCUCCUUGCCUUCUCUUCAAAUAAGUACAACGACUGCAACUUCAACUUCUUCUGUCCCACCUCUCAACCUAGAAUCGCCUACCUCGGUGACAUCAUUAUCUGGACUCAAACUCGAUUCACCAACCCCCGCACCAGUUUCUCCUCUCAAAUUUCAAUCGUCCACCAGUGCAGCUUCAGAUUUUUGUUUCCAUCCAAAUUUAUCAAACGUGUAUUCAUCCGGUGCGUUAAAUCCAUCAACUGCAGCACCUACACUUUCUUCUUCAAAUUCGAAACCAGUACCUUUAAGCCUGGAUCUGCAGCCAAUUCAACCAAGCCCAUCUCAUUCUUUUCAAGUGACCAAUCUGAAUCCCUCGUUUACUCUCAAAUCAGAGCUCCCUUCAAUCCAAUUUUCUUCACCACCAGAACUUUACUUACAUAAAGCAAAAAGUGAUGGCAAUUUGGAGGUCCUAGAUGCACAAAAAGCAGCACAGGCAAAGGCAAGGUUCCGGAGGAAGAACUUGCGGCAGAGCAGAAUUUCAAAUAAAAAACUGAAGGAAAUAUCUAGGAAAGAAGACACCUCAAGAGCAAGUACAAAGGCAGAUGAUAAGAUGGACAGAGCAUUGGACAGAUAUUCAAAUAAGAGUUCACGGAGAGAGUGCUUACCGAGUUCAAGCUCAAGAACAGAAGCCACACACGCCAAAAACUCAACAAGAGAUCUGUUGAAAAUCAUCUCACAUAAAAAUAGUGUUACGAGUGAUCUAUUAAGAGAUUUAUUAGUUGAAAGUGCAAGUCAAGAAAAUGUAUUGUGCGAACUGCUAAAAUCAGAAAAUCCAAGCUAUAUGCCAGAGGUUCUAUGGAGCCAAAACCCAAACACUGAAGAGCCAAUACUGGGGGAAAGCUCAGAAACAAAUAUACUGUCAGAUAAAAGAUUGCACAGAGAAAUGGAUUCAAUAGCUGAAAAUAUGACCUUCCAGGAACAAGCAUACGAGGCUAAUUUAUUGGAUCCAGUUAACAGAAAAACCAAUACAAACACUCCUUUAAACUUGGAUGGCACAUUGCAUCCCAUACAACUUCCAGCAGGCAACUUUGUGUGUGAAUUCAGAAGCAGAGAAUGCCCGUCUAGCAAAUGCUCACAAAUAUUUUAUUCACAGGAAAGUUUCUCGAUGGAGGAUUUGUUUGGACAAAAUUCUGGGACGGAGCAAGUUCCUGUUUUCGAUGCGUUUGGUCCACUCUACAGCCAAAGCACUACUACUACACUGUUAAAAUCAGGUGAUGAGAUUGGCAAAUUAAGCUGUCUUCAACCUAUUGAUGAUGAAUACUUUCGUAGUGGAUCAAAAACAAAAUACACAGAUAGCUUGGUGAGAAAAUUUACUGAAGAACAAAGCCGCCAAAAGGACGAUGGUGAAAAAUUGGAACUUCAUGAAUCGAACCUGUUAUAUCAUCAAUAUCCUACUGUCAAUCUGAUAGAAUCUGGCUGUGUGGUGACAGACCCAAGCAUAAAAUCUGAACUUCAGGAAGUCAGGGCCGGCUCGGGAACAGAAUGUUCAUCAAGUAAAAACCUUGAAACGAGAAUAUUCCUGGAUCAAAGCUUUUACCCGGAAAGAUUAAUGGCUACACAAGAGCAAAAGCCUUUAACAGAUGGAGUCGUUCCUGCUGUUAGCCAAAAUACCAUAACUCACUAG
Molecule: messenger RNA, 2673 nt
Organism: Fraxinus pennsylvanica
Lineage: Eukaryota; Viridiplantae; Streptophyta; Magnoliopsida; Lamiales; Oleaceae
Source: the annotation of a GenBank genome assembly